This is a messenger RNA of Cyphomyrmex costatus, 2323 nucleotides long. RefSeq lists its product as uncharacterized. Bases 207 to 1271 code for a protein of 354 amino acids. The transcript has 6 exons. The record is from RefSeq and is a predicted model, not a curated record. Lineage: Eukaryota; Metazoa; Arthropoda; Insecta; Hymenoptera; Formicidae.
GCACCACCAGAGAGAAGCCGGGCUCGGCGAGCCGCGCAUAUUCCUCUUCUCCGCCGAGGAACAAUUCUCCCCCCCUCCCCCCGUGAUCGAGUCACGCAGAUUUCCAGAGUUCGUAUACACAACGCCACUCAACUGCGGAGGAUUAUGCUUCCACCGUCGUCGCUUUCCGGGUGCACCCUUUCACACAGACGCCGUCCUGGCUGUUGAUGCUCCUGCUGCUGUUGAAGAGGAGAGAGAGAGAGGAGCCUCUCCAACGACAUGCGAAGAGACGCGUCCGACGCGACGACGACGACGGACAACGAGCGAGGAUCGCAGACAGCUCCAGUGAGACACGUCGACGGCGACGAGCGACAGAAGUAUCCAUGGAACUGAAAAUUCUGCUGUGGUUUCACAUCGUGGGAAUUUGUUCGGGUCUGCGGGGAGUGCGUAUCCAGACACCGACGGCCGUCAGGAAGGGCGAUUCGGCGACGUUGAAAUGUUGGUACGACACCGAGGGCGACCCAUUGUACGCCGUCAAGUGGUACAAAGGGGGUCGAGAGUUUUAUCGCUAUGCUCCGAACGAGAGUCCGCCCAUCAAGACUUUCCCCAUCGGAAACCUGACGGUGAAGAAAACGGAGAGCAACGCGACGCAGGUCGUGCUGACGAAGUUGGAAGUGGAGACGGCGGCCGUGUACAGCUGCGAGGUAUCAGCCGAUGCACCUUCCUUCCACACAGCUAUAGUUUACGCGUCGAUGAGCGUCGUCGAAUUGCCCUCUGAGAUGCCGUCGAUACAGGGACUAAAGAGGAAAUACCGCGUCGACGAUCCGCUACGUUUGAACUGCACAUCUGGCCGGAGCAAACCCGCCGCGAAUCUCACUUGGUAUAUCAACGAUCGACAGCCUCUCAAAGCGCACGUUCGCACGUACGGCCCGCUCGAUACAAACGAAUCGGAGUGGCAGAUUUCGCAAAUUGGGCUCCAGUUCCUGGUUUCGCACGAUCACUUUGUGAGCGGCAAGCUGAAGAUACGUUGCAGCGCGUCGAUAUACGAUAUUUAUUGGCAGAGCACGGAAGUCAGCGCCGAGGAGGAUCGGCCGCGAGUGAUACAUUACGAGCCUGCCGCGACUAUCGUCGGCAUCAACUACCUCCAGCCACCGCCAAAUUUUCAGACCGGCCAGAAGAAACCUGACGGGCAGGUUGGAGUAAAAGUGCUGGGGUCCUCCACGGUGAGCCUGCGGCCGUCGGCGAGGAUCGUUUUGGAAUUGUUUGCGCUUCUUCUAAUCGUCAUUCGUUAAAAGCAUAUAUAGUGCAUCUUUCGAGAAACGCGCUUUGGAACACUUUGCGUACGUUGACGUGUUUGUAAGAGGAGGAGGAGAAGGAAGACUCGAGAGGCGCUUUGUGCGAUGAUGACGUUUCCUCUAUGGGAUCGCCUCGAAUCACCACGCAGCGGUAAUAUCCAACUAGAACGAAUACAGGAAGCUCCUUGGGUCACGUCACAGUGAUGAAACUUGAAAGGCUUGUUCGAAUGUGGUGGAGGAAUGGAAGUGACGGGACGCAACCGAUAGUUCGAUCGGCUUCGGACGACAGAAAAGGCCGAAAAAAAAAAAAAAAAAAAAAAUCGUGGACGAAGGGCGAAUUCCAGCGAGAUGAUUUAUCCGACGUUCACUCAUCCAACGAUCAACGAAAUGUCCAAAAUGCACUACAGCGACGACACAGACGCGGCUGGAUAUAUAUACUCGCGAUAUAUAUAUUCAGGAGUUAUUUUAUUAUUAUUAUUAGACCAUGUACUCUUGCUUCCUUCCAGCGGGAAUAAUGUGUUUGCAAUGUGUAGGUAUACGUAUUACAUACAUAUAGUACGUUUCGUCGCAUCGUAUGAGAAGAUAGUUUUUUUUUCGUACUUUUAUAACUCAGAAGGAGACUAUAACGUAGCAUGAAUGUACGUGCGUAUUCCUCGACAACGUAAAGACACAUAUACACGUAAUACGAACAUAUACCGAACAUAAAUGCAUACAACACGACAGAUAUACGAGUAUGUAAAAUCGCUCGAUUACACACACACACACACACACACACACACACUGUCAUACUUUUUCUCUGUACGAAUAACUGAUAAGUAAAAGUGUUCGAGAAAAUAUAUAUUGCGGCCCGCCUAAGUAUUUUACAGUGUGCGAGAUGAUGUACCUGAAUCGGAUAUUUGCGCGAAUUUCUUUCUUGUGUUGCUAUUUAGGGACUAUGUACUAUAUGAUAAGCGAGAUAAAGAUGUGCUAUAUCGAGUUAUAUGAUAACAACACAACUUUGUGUAUCUCAGUCAUUCCAUUUUGUAUUAAAGCGUAAUUGAUUUAUUAAA